AUGGAACAGACGCAGGUUCUCCGUGUUCUCCUGCUGCUCCUGCUCCUCCUGCCUCCUCCUGCGUUCUCCUCCAGGGGGCAGUGUCUGGACGAGACGUUCUGCUCCUACGAUCUUCAGGAGUAUUACAGCCAAAUGGUGAAUCUGCCCAGUCACAUCCACGAGCGCAGCAUCGCCCCCUGGAGCUACGUGCAAAACAUCGACCUGAACCGUGUGCCUCAGGUCAUCCACGAGGCGAGCUGCCACACGUCGCACUCGUGUCGGGCGCUGGAGGGCGCCUUCGGCCUGGAGACCAUCCCCGUCACUCUCCGGGUCCCCGUGCUCAAGAAGAACCCGGCGUGCUUCCCCUCGCCCGGAUACGCCAUGGACUACGAGCUCAUCACCGUCGCCUGCCUGUGCGCCGUGUCCCGCAACAACUGA
Boleophthalmus pectinirostris (great blue-spotted mudskipper) is the source of this 417-nucleotide messenger RNA. Its product is annotated as interleukin-17C-like. NCBI's taxonomy places the organism in Eukaryota, Metazoa, Chordata, Actinopteri, Gobiiformes, Gobiidae. The coding region runs from base 1 to 417 and encodes 138 amino acids. The record is from RefSeq and is a predicted model, not a curated record. The transcript is spliced from 3 exons. Gene Ontology annotation, molecular function: cytokine activity. Gene Ontology annotation, cellular component: extracellular region.